AUGCCUAAGGAAAUAAAAUUCUCACCUUCAAUGCAUCAAUCACUACCGUCAAUUCAAAUGCCAUUUCCACCACCACACCUCGACAUUGAAAUCUACCUCACGAAAACACUCGCAAAAACUAAGAACAGUACAAGACGUGGAAAACCACCAAACGAAUGGAUGUUGUAUCGUUGGGCAUUUGAUAAUUUUCUGAAAACUUGUCCUUCAUCAAUUUCACAGUUAAUCUCUACCACCGAGACAACUACGAAUCAUCAAUGUUAUAAUAACAAUGAUGAUUUUGGUAAUAAUAAUGAUCUUAAAACAAUUGGUGUAAGCAAAAUUCCGCAGACGAAAGUCUCAAAAUUAGCUGGCAUUAGUUGGAAAAGAGAGCCAGAGAAAGUUAAACAGUAUUAUAAGAAGUUGGCUAGAGACGCUCAAUUACGGUUUAGAGAAGAAUCACCUGCUUACUUUAAACCUACUGUUGUUUGGAAUAAUGAACCAAAAAAAUUAAAAGAACAACAUCAUCAAGAACAGAAUCUUAAUGAUGACAAAAACAAUGUAAUUGCGACCUUUCCUGAUCAACUAUAUGAAGAUCCAAUAGUAUAUUCGUCGCCAAAUUUAUUAUUCGAUUUCAAAAAUCUACCGAGCCAACAACAAUCUUCUUUCUACAGCCAUUCUUCCGACUCUGAUAAUUGCCAAUAUAAUGUCUCGAUAAGAAAAGAAAAACUCCAAAUGUCUUCGCCGUCAAUUGUUAUUGGGCGUGGCGCAAUGGGUGAAGUUCAUUUGGGAACCUAUCAAGGAAAACAAGUUGUAAUAAAGAGAAGUCAGCGUGAUAUAGAUGUACUUUUAAAAGAAUACAGCAAUUACUUUAGACUACAAAACCAUCAUAAUCUUUUAAAAUUCUAUGGAGUUGUACGAGAGGAAAAACAUAUAUAUUCACUAGUGCUGGAAUACGCACCAAAUGGCAAUCUAUCUAAUUAUCUAAAAGUUAAUACAGUCACCUGGGAAUGGAAAGCAAAAGUUUGUCGUGAUAUCGCACUCGGAUUAAUACAUUGUCAUAAUUUAAAUGUGCUGCAUUUCGAUUUGAAACCCGAGAAUGUGCUAUUGAGUGCUUCCUGUGUACCGAAAUUGGCGGAUUUCGGAGUCUCGAAAACGAGAACCCGAAUGGUUCUGGAUAAUAAUAAGGCGGGUGGAACGUUAAAUUACGUGGCGCCUGAACGCGUUUGUCGUGAAGAAAAGAUGCGAACAUUUUUUGAAAAAUUCCCUAAAUUAUCGGAUGUCUAUUCGUAUGGGUUAAUUCUAUGGUCAGUGGCCCUAGACGGAGAUCAUCCAUAUGAUGGUAAGGAUGAUGAUGAAAUAAAAGAAGAGAAACGAUCACCACAAUCUACCUUACGGUUAAUGAAACAAUUGCCAAAAGCCACGCCCGAGGCUUUUUCUCAACUGAUAUUCGAAUUAAUACAAUAUAAUCCUCAAGAAAGAAAGGAACUUACUACUGUUAGUCUUGAAUUGGAAUAUCUCUAUGAUGACGAUGAUGAUCAUCAUCCGGAUGAUGUAGACACUGAAAGCCUGCGCAUUGACUUUUACUCUGAUGAUGAAGAUGACUCGUCACACAAAGGAACAGAUCCAGACUUUUCCGAUAAUAAUAUAGAUAGUUGCGUAUCUGAUCAUAGUCGAAUAGUGUCAACGUCAACUACAAUUGAAAGUUCAGUUCCUAGUGAAAAAGAAAUUGACGGAUAUCUUGAAAAAGAGAAUAUUGUAUCACAGGAAAAAUUAAUACAAGAUAACAGUAGUUAUAUUCAAAAUAAAUCAGACCUACGUCAAGAGAAAGCAAUAAGACCAAGCAUAAAGACAUUUCUACAAAAAAGUAUUGUUGAAGCUCCCCAAUCAAUCCAAGAACCUCCAAGGUUGCGAUCACCACCUUCAUCAGGCGGUACCACUGAUAGUGAAUCUCAAGCUACCUUGGUGAGUUCACCAAGGACACCAAGGACACCAAAGACACCUGAAUCCGGAAUCUUCGUGGCAAAAAAUCCCGAAGAAAAAAUUAUUGAAGAUGCGUUAAAUAUUCUCACUGAAUGGGAAAAAGUGACUGACGAUGUAAUGUCAAGAAGACUCGUUCAAUUGGCCGAUGCGAAAAGAAUUGUAGCAUAUGAAUUACUUAAUUUGUUCUUAAUGGAGAAAUAUCCAACACAAGACACUUACUUUGCUAUCGGAUUUAUGAGUGAACAUGGUGUUGGAAAAUCACGAAAUCCAGAACUCGCUUUCCAAAGUUAUCAAAGAGCAGCAGAUUUGGGAGAUGUACGCUCGGAAAUAUAUCUCGGAUGGUGUUACUAUAAAGGAAUAGGCAUCGGAAAAGAUCCUCAUAAAGCGUUUGAUUGUUUCAAAAGUGCUGCCAAUAAAGGAUGUGUAUCUGCAAUAAACAACGAAAGGAUUUUAUAUGGCCCUUUAAGAGCAAGUACAACUCCUUGA
Ambispora gerdemannii is the source of this 2445-nucleotide messenger RNA. The record is from the annotation of a GenBank genome assembly. NCBI's taxonomy places the organism in Eukaryota, Fungi, Glomeromycota, Glomeromycetes, Archaeosporales, Ambisporaceae.